Messenger RNA from Galeopterus variegatus (Sunda flying lemur), 522 nucleotides. Its product is annotated as olfactory receptor 52B2-like. The coding region runs from base 1 to 522 and encodes 173 amino acids. Gene Ontology annotation, biological process: G protein-coupled receptor signaling pathway. The transcript has a single exon. The record is from RefSeq and is a predicted model, not a curated record. Lineage: Eukaryota; Metazoa; Chordata; Mammalia; Dermoptera; Cynocephalidae. Gene Ontology annotation, molecular function: olfactory receptor activity. Gene Ontology annotation, cellular component: membrane.
AUGCUUAUAAAGAUAGCACUGGCUCUUCUGGCAAGGACAGUGGCAGUGCUGACGCCAGCACCCAUCCUGGCAAAAAGACUGGACAGAUUCCAAACCCAAAUCAUUCCUUACUCCUACUGUGCAUACAUGGCUGUGGUGCUGAUAGGCUGUGGAGACAUCUCUGAACACAUUACCUAUGGCAUCAUGGUUAUCAUAGCAUCUGUGGGAUUUGAUCUGUUUUUUAUCAGUCUGUCAUACGGACUUAUCCUUCGUGCUGUCUUUCGGAUACCAUCUUGGGAAGCACGGGGAAAAGCUCUCAGCACAUGCAGCUCUCAUCUUUGUGUCAUUGGUCUCUUCUAUUCUCCUGUUGUCUUCUCUGUCCUGGCACAAAUUUUAGGCUACCAUAUUGCUCCUCAUCUACAGAUUAUCAUUGACAAUCUCUAUUUCCUGGUGCCUCCCAUGGUCAACCCCUUGAUUUAUGGUGCCCGGACCAAGCAAAUGCGGGAGUGGGUGCUGCGGAUCCUCCACUGUCACGGAGACUGA